This is a messenger RNA of Anolis sagrei ordinatus, 1075 nucleotides long. It is a transcript of the gene HOXC12, whose product is annotated as homeobox C12. Lineage: Eukaryota; Metazoa; Chordata; Lepidosauria; Squamata; Anolidae. Gene Ontology annotation, molecular function: sequence-specific double-stranded DNA binding; DNA-binding transcription factor activity, RNA polymerase II-specific. Gene Ontology annotation, biological process: regulation of DNA-templated transcription. The record is from RefSeq and is a predicted model, not a curated record.
UAAUGUCAGAUAGCAAUAAACUAGAAGCUCUCGGUCAGGCCCGCGGAAAUGGGCGAGCAUAAUCUCCUGAAUCCGGGUUUUGUGGGGCCGCUGGUGAACAUCCACACGGGAGACACCUUCUACUUCCCCAACUUCCGGGCUUCCGGGGGCCAGCUUCCCGGCUUGCCGUCGCUCUCCUACCCGCGGAGGGACAAUGUCUGCUCGCUGCCCUGGGCCGCCUCCGAGCCCUGCAACGGGUACCCGCAGCCCUACCUCGGCAGCCCCGUCUCCCUCAACCCGUCCUCCUUCGGCCGCGCCUGCGACCUGGCCCGCGUGGAGGAGAGCAAGUGCUACUACCGCGAGGCCUGCUCCGAGGGCGCGCCCCUCAAGCGAGAGGAGCGGGCAGGAGGAGGAGGGAGGGACAGCGGCGCCCUGAUGCCCCUCGAGCCCAGCGGCCUCUCGGGCAGCGGCAUGGGCGCCGUGGCCACCUUCGGCAAGUUCGACUACCCGGCCGUGGCCCCCGAGGCGCUGCCCCACGACCCCGCCUCCUGCCAGUCCUUGGAGUCCGACUCCAGCUCCUCUUUGCUCAACGAAGGCAACAAGGGAGGAGGAGGAGGCGCCGGCAGCAACGAGCCUUCCGCGAUGCUCUCCCCCUUGCACCAAGGAGGAAGCCUCUCCACCCCCGGUGCCCCCUGGUAUCCGAUGCACACAAGGUCUCGGAAAAAGCGAAAGCCCUACUCGAAGCUGCAGCUCGCCGAGCUGGAAGGGGAGUUCAUGGUCAAUGAAUUCAUCACUCGCCAAAGAAGGAGGGAGCUUUCAGAUCGGUUAAACCUGAGCGACCAGCAAGUGAAGAUCUGGUUCCAGAACCGGCGCAUGAAAAAGAAAAGACUCCUCCUGAGAGAACAAGCCCUUUCUUUCUUUUAAGCGCCAGGCAAGCCCGUAUUUGGGGGAGCCACAGAGACUCCAUAGCCUUCCUCCCAGCUGACGGUCCCGGGACUCUUACCUGUCUGGUUCCGAUUGAUAUUUUUUCUUUCUUUCUUUUGAAAGAAAGUCGGUAUCCUUUUCAGAAGCCCAACAGCGGGCGUUUGUGUGUAUG